GGGAAGAAACCUGAGUUUCGUAUGGGUUCACCGGACUUGGCAGAUGACUUCCACUCAGACUAUGAGUCUGGUUCCCCACGAUCACAAGCAGGAGACUGUAACUUCUUCAGGAAAAAUGCUAGUGGUGUAUGGCUGGAUGAAGAUGAGAAGGAUGAUAGUGAUUCUGAGGCUGUGGAUCACUUGGACUCUACAUGCAUGCUCAAAGACACUUCUGGAAACCACUUUCAUACCUUUCCAGAUCUUAGUCCUGGCAUUGAUCUUCACUUUUGUACCAGAACUGCAGAGUCCAACAACAGUGGUUACUUCAGUCGUUUUGAUAAGUAUUACGAAGAACACAAAAAAAUGCUUCAAGAUGAUGAAGAAUAUAGACAGAGUAGAGUAAGAAAAACCUCUGAUUGCAACGAAUAUUCUUCCUCCGGAAGUGUAACCAAAAAUAUGAUGAUACGAUCACCGUCCUAUACAGAGACCUCAUCAGUUAUAAGUCUAACAAACACUGUAGAAUCUUAG
Messenger RNA from Cherax quadricarinatus, 507 nucleotides. The record is from RefSeq and is a predicted model, not a curated record. NCBI's taxonomy places the organism in Eukaryota, Metazoa, Arthropoda, Malacostraca, Decapoda, Parastacidae.